AUGGUCCUUCUGUUUUUCGUGAUCUCCGGAUACGCGGUGUCGAUCUCCAUUAUCCGACUCCGCGAGGCUGCCCCCAUGCACUUCUAUUGGAAACUGACGUCUUCUGUUCUCCGGCGCGGGUUUCGACUCUACAUUCCUGUACUUGCCACUUGCUUGCUGUCUCACGUGGCUCUCUUCGCCGGACUCAUUGACUGGAACACUGGUAACCCGACAGAAGGACGCCCUGGAGCGGAACCGUGGUCAGCACUUGGAUCCCAUCUCAGCUGUUUGACCAUGACAUUCCUGUCCACGCUGGAUCUUACUAGAUUCUUGCAAGUGACUGGGUACAACUUCCAGCUGUGGACAAUUUCCUAUGAGUUUCGAUGCUCACUGUCUAUCUACUUGGUGAUCUUUGGCCUCGCAUCAGCCAAGGCUUGGGUACGGCUGAUGGCUAUUGCCUCCCUGGGGGCCGUGUUCAUUUGGUUCGGAUCACCCAUCAUCUCGGCAUUCCUGGCAGGUCUUAUGUUCGCCGAGCUUGACGUUGCAAAGGAGAAUAGUUUGUAUCCAUCCACUGGAGUGGGCAAACGGUAUCACACCAGACUUCGCGCAACCUGUCUGAACUUGCUUCCGGGGCUGCUCUUCAAUAUUGGCAUCUUCCUCCUUUGCCUCCCACAAGACCCGAAUUUCCCUCCCGAGUUCUGGUUUCAGUCACAGCUUGCACUGCUUUUCUAUGUAGAUCCUCAAAUCCGCAUCCGAGCUUGGCACGCCAUCGGAGCUAUACUCGUUGUUGGAGCCCUCAGACAUCUUCCCUUAGUGCGCGCCUCUCUUGAGCCUAAAUUUGCACAGUUCCGAGGAGUAAUAUCCUUCUCGAUCUACCUGCUGCACCCGUUAUUCAUCAUGAUCCUGCGGAAUCGUAUCCUGGAGGGGGUUUGCCACAGUCUGUGGGGAACGGACUUUUGGCAGACCCGGCAGGAUGAGUCCGCCUGGCAUGUCUUGUUCCUGGCCUGGGUGGCUGCAGGAUUUAUCGUGGGGCUGUUACUAGUCUUGGCAUCGAACUAUAUGGCUGGCUAUAUUGAUCGGAGGUCAGUUGCGUGGUCGUAUCAGGUGGAGAAGGUUCUUUGCGGGCACUAG
Molecule: messenger RNA, 1110 nt
Organism: Penicillium malachiteum
Lineage: Eukaryota; Fungi; Ascomycota; Eurotiomycetes; Eurotiales; Aspergillaceae
Exons: 1
Coding region: 1-1110 (369 amino acids)
Biological process (GO): polysaccharide biosynthetic process
Cellular component (GO): membrane
Molecular function (GO): acyltransferase activity, transferring groups other than amino-acyl groups
Source: RefSeq, a predicted model, not a curated record